This is a messenger RNA of Aureobasidium musti, 861 nucleotides long. Lineage: Eukaryota; Fungi; Ascomycota; Dothideomycetes; Dothideales; Saccotheciaceae. The record is from the annotation of a GenBank genome assembly.
CAUUUUGCAAACCCCAUCAUGAAAAUCCUUUGUCUGCAUGGAAAAGGCACAAGUGCAAGCAUACUAGAAACACAAACGUCGGCUUUCCGACGGCACUCACGCGCUUUGCAGCCAGAAACAUGUCUAGUCUUUGACUUCGUGGAUGGACCUCUUCCCUCAGAUCCCGCACCGCCAGUCGACAAAUUCUUCAAAGGUCCUUUUUUCUCCUUCUACAGAUCAGCAGACAUCGACAAUCUGCGCUCGGCUCAUACGUGGCUUCUGGACUUGAUACAAAGACGCGGGCCUUACGAUGGCGUUUUGGCGUUUUCUCAAGGGUGUGCUUUGGCUGCUACUUUGAUGCUGGAAAUACAGACCAGGUCUGGAGGAUCUCAAACACAGCCGUUCAAAUUCGCCGUGUUUAUCUGUGGCGGAGUACCACUUUCGUAUCUUGUUGAGAAAGGGUAUAUUGUUUCUGAUGCAGCAUGGCAGUAUGACAAACAAGCCGCACUAGCAUUGUCGACUCAAGCAUCCUUCAACGCACUUUUACAGUGUGGCAGCCAGCGCUGGAACCAUCAAGACUUGACAGGUCUUAAAGAUAAGCACGGCUCUCCCAACGACCACCAUGAAAGCCUCUUGGCGACAGAAGUGUUCGAAUUUGAUUUCGCUCAAGUGGCAGAUGCUCACAAGAUUCAAAUCCCGACUGUUCACAUCUAUGGGUCCAGAGAUCCUCGCAGGGGAUCUGCAUUGCAGCUGGCGGGGAUGUGUAAUCCUGACAAAGCAAGAGUUGCCUGUCACGGAGGCGGCCAUGAUAUCCCCCGAACGUCGGAACGACUUGAUAUCAAGGUUGAUAUUAUGGGCAUCAACAGAGGCGAGAAACAGUGA